UUUCCUUUUCGUUUUUCUUUUUUGCUUUCCUUUUCCUUUUCUCCUUUGUCUUGUUUUUGUUUCUUUCGCAAGCUUAGAAAGUUUCAAUUUUUUCUUUCAAAAUGGCCCCUAGCAAGCAGCUUUCUUUCCUCGCCGCUUCGGCUCUUUCCAUGCAGCUUAUUGCUGCUCACAGCGUCAUCAUCAACGCUUCUGGCAACCUCGGUGGCCAGGCCGCUGGCCUUGGUGUUGAUCCCAACCUUCCUCGCACUGGUACCGAUGAGAACCCCUUCCAGAUGGACUCUACCUACUUCGGUGUCCGUCCUGGACAGCAGAACCAGCAGCAGCAGGGUACUGGCACCGGUAACACCGGCACGGGCAACACUGGCACUGGUGGCAACAAGGGUACUGGCAACACAGGCACUGGUGGUAACAAGAACACUGGUACCGGCAACACUGGCACAGGUAACACUGGCACUGGCGGCAACACUGGCGGCAACACUGGCACCAGUGGCAACAACAACAAGAACAACAAAAAGCAGGGUGCCUUUGCCAACUUCCCCUUCAACAUCCCUGGUUUCAACAAGCGUGGCAUGGCUGGUGCCGGUGCUGGCCCUAAGAUGGGCGGCGGUGCCGGCAGCAGAGUGAUGGUCAACCCCAAGCUCGCUGCUCGUGCUGCUGCUCAGGCUGGCACUGCUACUGCCAACACAGGCACCGGCGGUAACAAGAACACUGGUACUGGCAACACCGGCACUGGCAACACCGGCACUGGCAACACCGGCACUGGCAACACCGGCACUGGCAACACUGGUACUGGAAACACCGGUACGGGCAACACCGGUACUGGCACUGGCAACAACAACAACCAGCAGCAGAACAACAACAACAACGGUAUCAACCCCAUCAAUGCUCAGCAGAUGUCCAACCCCACCGGUAUUGGUGCCACUCUCGCCCGCGGCAACAACAACAUUGAGGAGAACUUUGCUACCAUCAUGGCUGCCAACGGUGGCCAGAAGCUUCCUCAGGUCUCUGGCGGUGGUGAGCUUUAUAUCUCCAUGUACCAGGUCAACGCUGAUGGCGCUGGUCCCUUCAAGUGUUUCCUCAACACCGACGCUACUGGUAACCAGUGGUCUCCCAUGUCUGUUGUCCAGAACGCUCCUGGUAACAACGGUAUCAACAAGGACACUCAGAUGACUCGCCACCCCUUGACCAUCAUUGUCCCCAACAACCAGGUCUGCAGUGGCCAAGUUUCCGGUGAGGACGGUGUCUGCCUGGUUCGCUGCCAGAACGAAGCCCCCGCUGGUCCUUUCGGUGGUGUCGUUCCCAUCCAGAUUCAGCGCCAGGCUAACCGCCCUAACAAAAACAACAACAACAACAACAACGGAAACACUGGCACAGGCAACAAGAACACCGGUACUGGCACUGGCGGUACUGGAACUGGUAACACUGGCACUGGAAACACUGGAACCGGAAACAAGAACACUGGUACUGGCAACACUGGCACGGGCAACACUGGCACUGGUAACAACAAGAACACUGGUACCGGCAACACUGGCACUGGUAACAACAAGAACACUGGUACCGGCAACACGGGUACUGGCAACACGGGAACUGGUAACAAGGACACUGGCACAGGAAACACUGGUACUGGCAACACCGGCACAGGUAACAAGAACACCGGCACCGGUACUGGAAGCACUGGCACAGGCAACACCGGCACUGGCAACAAUGGCACAGGAAACAAGAACACUGGUACUGGCAACACUGGCACGGGCAACACUGGCACUGGUAACAACAAGAACACUGGUACCGGCAACACUGGCACUGGUAACAACAAGAACACUGGUACCGGCAACACGGGUACUGGCAACACGGGAACUGGUAACAAGGACACUGGCACAGGAAACACUGGUACUGGCAACACCGGCACAGGUAACAAGAACACCGGCACCGGUACUGGAAGCACUGGCACAGGCAACACCGGCACUGGCAACAAUGGCACAGGAAACAAGAACACUGGUACUGGCAACACUGGNAACACUGGAACCGGCAACAACAAGAACACUGGCACUGGCACUGGCGGUACCGGUACCGGCAACACUGGUACUGGCCGCCGCAGCGUCCAGCCCGGUGGCCGCUUCAACCCCAGCAACGCCCAGCACAACCACUAA
[Torrubiella] hemipterigena is the source of this 2147-nucleotide messenger RNA. NCBI's taxonomy places the organism in Eukaryota, Fungi, Ascomycota, Sordariomycetes, Hypocreales, Clavicipitaceae. The record is from the annotation of a GenBank genome assembly.